UCAAGCUGACAACUGUUAAGUUAGUAGCAAAUUAAAACGCGAGGUACGGUUUUUGUAGUGACAAUAGUGAAGUUUUUUUUGUAAGAAAAAUGGCAAAAACAUACGACUAUUUAUUUAAAUUGUUAUUAAUCGGUGACUCGGGAGUAGGAAAGACGUGUGUUUUAUUUAGGUUUUCUGAAGACGCGUUUAACACUACGUUUAUAUCCACCAUUGGAAUCGACUUUAAAAUUAGAACUAUAGAUUUAGACGGGAAAAAAAUUAAACUACAAAUAUGGGAUACCGCCGGACAAGAACGAUUUCGCACAAUCACGACCGCUUACUACAGAGGCGCGAUGGGUAUUAUGCUAGUAUACGACAUAACGAACGAGAAAAGUUUCGAAAAUAUUAAGAAUUGGAUUAGGAAUAUAGAGGAAAAUGCGUCGUCGGACGUAGAGAAGAUGCUUUUAGGUAAUAAAUGCGAAUUAGAAGAUAAACGACAGGUGUCCAAGGAGAGAGGCGAACAAUUGGCUGUUGAAUAUGGUAUUAAGUUUAUAGAAACUAGUGCGAAAGCUAGCAUUCGAGUGGAAGAAGCUUUCUUUACCUUAGCUAGAGAUAUAAAAGCGAAUACGGAGAAGAAAUUGAAGGAGGCGAGCAAUCCCCCAAAAGGCGGCCAUCAGCUGAAAGCUACAGAACCGCAAAGAAAACCCACAAACUGGCUGUCACGCUGUACUUUGCUUUGACCAAUUACGGUACAUUAACGAACCAUCACACAAUCACAAGCUGGGACUUUUUUAUACAUAAAUAUAUUUUUGAUCAAUAUGUGACUAGCUUUAGAAACAGGUCAAUUGUUCAGAUGGUAAAAAAAAUAAAUGAACAAUAUUUGUAAGUGUGAUAUACUCAUAGGAUGGAAGAUUCAAGUCCGGCACAGACUUUUUUUCUUGUGUACAUCCUUGAUAUUAAACAUGGCCUAUACAUUUUUCAUAUUUUAUACUAUGUACAACCAUUAUCAAGUCUAGUUGCAUAAGGACAAAGAAGGGUGUACUAAAAUCUUUCAAAUCUGAAUGUGAACACAGUUUUAUUAAAGGACUAAAUUUAGUAUUGUUUUCCUUACUAAUGUAAGAA
Messenger RNA from Photinus pyralis (common eastern firefly), 1101 nucleotides. RefSeq names its product ras-related protein Rab-8A-like. Lineage: Eukaryota; Metazoa; Arthropoda; Insecta; Coleoptera; Lampyridae. Gene Ontology annotation, cellular component: synaptic vesicle; endosome; trans-Golgi network transport vesicle. The transcript is spliced from 5 exons. Bases 90 to 719 code for a protein of 209 amino acids. Gene Ontology annotation, molecular function: GTP binding; GTPase activity. Gene Ontology annotation, biological process: protein secretion; regulation of exocytosis; protein localization to plasma membrane. The record is from RefSeq and is a predicted model, not a curated record.